Rhineura floridana is the source of this 418-nucleotide messenger RNA. RefSeq names its product lysozyme C-like. The transcript is spliced from 4 exons. The record is from RefSeq and is a predicted model, not a curated record. Lineage: Eukaryota; Metazoa; Chordata; Lepidosauria; Squamata; Rhineuridae. Bases 56 to 358 code for a protein of 100 amino acids.
CGUGAGGAAGGCUGGGCGUCCAUACCCUCCCUUUAGCCUCAUCAAACUUUGCGGGAUGUGUGUACUUGGUGGUGAAGACAGUUUUAAUACUAACCCCAUAGUGAGUUCCACAGGUCUGCGCAGAUACUAUGGCUUAUUCAGGAUCGACAAUGAAAACUGGUGCAGUGAUGGGAGGAUAGAGUCACGUAACUACUGUGGUAUUUCCUGCAACCAAUUGCUCGAUGACAACCUCCUAGAUGAUAUUGCAUGUGUUAGGAUAAUGCUCAAGAGCAGAAUACAGAUACAAACCUGGACAACCUGGAGAACUAGAUGUCGUACAAAGAAAUAUUUCAACUAUCUCAGUGAUUGUGGUUUCUGAGAUCUCAGUUCCUCCUUGCCCUUUAUAAUUAAAGCUGUGCACGCUGUGAUAAUGCCCCAU